UAGACUGAGGCUCUAGUGGUCAGGGAGAGCGAGGCGGGUUGCUAUAAGUUUCCGGGUUCUACACCCCAUCGAAAAUGAAUGAUCUUCAAUCUCUCGGACCCAAACAGGUUGUCUCCAUCGCUUCUCCGCAAAAACCGGCGAAAUCGGACCGUUUUUACCGAAGUGCAGCUCAUGGGACUCGAGCGAAGGUUCGACAUGCAAAAAUACCUUUCAACACCAGACCGGGCUGAACUGGCCAGAGCGUUGGGUCUUACGCAGCUACAGGUGAAAACCUGGUAUCAAAAUCGGCGAAUGAAAUGGAAAAAGCAGGUAAUGCAAGGAGGAUGCCCUAUUCCGCCAACCCGACCAAAAGGCCGACCUAAAAAAAACUCGAUUCCCUCUCGAAGUGAGCUUGAUUUGCCUCCUAUGAUUAUUCAUGACCUUGAGCAUAUUGCCAGUUCAGCUCGCUUUACCAUCGCAGCGGGCGCCCCUGCCACGGCAAUCUCUAGAACGAAUGCGUCGCCCAGGACCGAAAGCAUCGUUGACAGUCAAUCUGACAGAGGCGGACCGGCCUAGUUGUAGAUGCCGUCGGUGAAUGUUUGGGUAAAGGUCACUUGGGCAGGCCUAUCUGUUUG
Molecule: messenger RNA, 614 nt
Organism: Varroa destructor (honeybee mite)
Lineage: Eukaryota; Metazoa; Arthropoda; Arachnida; Mesostigmata; Varroidae
Biological process (GO): regulation of DNA-templated transcription
Molecular function (GO): DNA-binding transcription factor activity, RNA polymerase II-specific; DNA binding
Source: RefSeq, a predicted model, not a curated record